This is a messenger RNA of Xyrauchen texanus (razorback sucker), 2862 nucleotides long. RefSeq names its product PAT1 homolog 1, processing body mRNA decay factor (gene patl1). Gene Ontology annotation, biological process: P-body assembly; deadenylation-dependent decapping of nuclear-transcribed mRNA. Gene Ontology annotation, cellular component: P-body. The coding region runs from base 132 to 2411 and encodes 759 amino acids. Lineage: Eukaryota; Metazoa; Chordata; Actinopteri; Cypriniformes; Catostomidae. The record is from RefSeq and is a predicted model, not a curated record. The transcript has 18 exons. Gene Ontology annotation, molecular function: RNA binding.
UAAAUGGAGACGGAAAUGGGGACUGAACUCACGCCGCGAGUCAUCUCAUUAAUCGCGCGCGUGAGGAAUCUGGUGCGUGUCAAGUGCGCGCGGCAGAAUUGCACGAGAUCAUAUUAAAAACACACACACACAUGAUCAGUUUUCAGUCCUUGAACGAGGACUGCACCCUGGAGGAGGAAGGGUUGGUAGAGGAAGAAGAUGAUAUUGACCAGUUCAACGAUGACACUUUCGGUGCAGGGGCAAUUGAUGAUGAUUGGCAGGAGCAGCAUGCCCGCCUCGCAGAACUUGACGAACUCGUGCGAGACGACCCAGAGGAAUCCGGAGAUGCCGCCUCCACUGGCAGCACUGCCCACACUUCAGCCCUUCCUCCACCUGCCUCUUCCUCCUGCCUUUACUCUGAUAUAGAUGAGCGGGAGGGAGGUGACCUAGCAGAGUCACUGACUCGCCUCAUCCUGGGCUCGGAUCCCGCCAUUGCUGUUGUGGGCACUGCCAGCUCGAAUAAAUCUCACCUCCCUCCAAUGCUGUCCAGCCAGACUCAUCCGUCUGCAUUAGCAAGUCAGUCUUCUCUACUGUUGAGCUACCAAAGACAGCAGAAGCUCCUGCACAGGGGGUCGGCUUCUCUCUCACAGAUAAACUCUCACAGUAUUUGGGAGAAUAAUAUGGGCUUCAGUCCUGUUAGUGUUAACUCUGGACUGGUCAAUCAAACAGAGGACAGUCCACUUAUGUCCAUUAUCAAAGAGGUUGGGCUUCCAAAGCGGCCUCCUGCGCUCGGCAGAGAGGAGGGACAAGAUUUCUCCGAAAGGGUUCCUCCACCUCGAUCCAGCUCACCUGUGAUUGGAAGUCCACCUGUAAGGGCUGUGCCUAUUGGAACCCCACCAAAACAACCCAUGAGUCAAGUCUACAAUCAUCAGCACAAUCACCCUUCAGCAGUUCACGUGAGAGCGUCCAUGCCGCUUCGCUACCCUCCUCCCUUCCCUGAGCGUCUGUCCCCUAAUGAUCUCCUAAGCAUCGCUAACUCACAGUUGUCUCAUUCUCCAUUUCCUGCUGGUGUCGGUCCUGUUCUCUCUCAGAUACAGAGAGCACAACUGCUCAACGCUCAGUUCCAGCGCGGUCCUGGUCCAUUAUUACAGGGAGGUGUUGGGGGUUUUAGACCAUUCUUUGGACAGUCUGGCCCUAGAGUGAGUCUCCACGGCCCACCUCUCAGCCAUGCACCUAUCCGACAUAACACCACCCACCUCCACCCUCAGCACCGCAGGAUGCUCAACCAGAGGAUGCAGAGCAGGGGCUCAGUAGAUCACGUCGGAGGGAGAGGUGUUGGGGAAAGGAAAAACAGAGACCCAUACAGUAAUCUGAUGACUGAAAGAGAGAAAGAAUGGGUAGCUCGAAUCCAAAUGAUGCAGCUUCAAAGCACCGAUCCUUACCUGGAUGACUACUAUUACCAGAAUUACUAUGAGAAGAUGGAGAAGCGUCAGGAACGGGACAGAGACAACAGAAAGGAGCACACCACCAAACUCAUCACUCCUCAGGUGGCCAAACUGGAACACACCUAUCGCCCAGUGCAAUUUGCUGGCUCGUUAGGAAAACUCACUGUGUCCAGUGUGAACAAUCCAAGGAAAAUGAUUGAUGCUGUGGUGACCACUCGCAGUGACGAUGAGGAGAAACGUGAGAAACAGGUGUGGAAUAAAAGGCGGCAAAUCCUUUACACUGUGGAGAAGAUGUACAGUCUACUGCUAGAAGUGCAAGAUUUUGAGAAGAAGUUCUUGCAGACCCCUGAGCACCAAAGAGAUGCCCUGCUAGAACAACAUAAAACCAACACACUGCAACUCUACAACUCCCUCAGAGAAAAAGAGUGGGACGACCGAGUGAGUGAUGAGCAGUGUUUAAUGAUCAUGUCUGUGCGUAAGGGCAAACGUCUCAUCUCCAGACUCCUCCCCUUAUUGUCACAGCCCCAGGCUGCUGCUGUUGUCAUGGCAAUAGCUAAGAAUCUUCCAGCCUUGGCCAAGAAAGACAAGCAUGACCAGGUACUGUGUUGGUUGGUGGAACCAGUCACGGUGGUAAUCCAGUCCAUGUCGAGUACCUCGCUCACUGAUCUCCUUCAGGAGCUGCAAAGCAGUGAAGGACAGCUUCCCCGUGUGCUGCAAAAUAAGUUUGGUGUGACGCUGCUGUAUCUGAUUCUGAGUGAGGGAGAGAGAAUGCAGAGCUCUGAUCCCAACUGUCAGCUGAUGGAUGACAACCGAUGGACCGAGUUGGUGUUCUCUGUUACGAGGGAGCUUUUGAAGGUCCCGUCUUCUGCUCUCUCGUCUCCUAUGUUCACUCCUCCAAACCUAGUCUCACUGUUCUCUCGAUACGUGGACCGGCAAAGACUCGAACUCCUGCAGGAGAAGUUACAGAUCACAGACUUGUCCAGGUAGAAGUUACUUCACCCGUCGCAGUCAGAGAGAGACUGACCGUUAAUGUAUAUGUGAAUGAGCAGUUUUUAGUGUGGACAUGUAUUGGAGGGUCAAGAAUGGUCCUGCAGAACAUUGUCACAUGUCCUUUCCUGUUAUAAGAGUUUCGAUUAAUAAGAAUCAUGUUUAAAUGGCAAUGAAGCUGUUGUCAGUAGGUUUGUCGAUAUAGGCGAUCAGGUAUAUGUAUUUUAGCUUCCAUUAGGUUCAACUGUGAGCAGAGAAAGAAGGGGCCUUUCCCAGCGAAACAGCACAAUCAUGAGAACAUCAGACCUUAUUUAUAGACACGUUGAUUUGAUACAUUUGCUGUACAUUAAUAUCUUAAUUUUCUUAUACAGUGCAGCUUGGGGUAUGUUUGUGAAAGAGUGAUUGUGUGUGUUUGUGCGUUUAAAUGAAGGUUUAAACAAAGUUAAUCUUU